GCUCCUGUGCUGAGGCGCUGCACUGGUCCCAUCGUUGCCUUGUGACCACCAACCCGACACCCCGCUUCGAAUUCACCUCUUCGGCACCAUGACAGUAGCGCACGACUUGACCCGCCGGAGGUCCGCACAGGCCAUCAGCGGGCUGGCCCUCGAGGACCGGUUCGAGGUGUUGAAGGAGAUUGGCGACGGGAGCUUCGGCAGCGUGGUGCUCGCUCGGGUGCGGAGUGCCGGCGCCAAUGUCGCUCGCCGUGGCACGGUGGUCGCUAUCAAGACAAUGAAGAAGACCUUCGACUCGUUCUCGGCUUGCCUGGAAUUGAGGGAAGUUGUCUUCCUCCGGACAUUACCGGCCCAUGCUCACCUCGUGCCGGCGCUCGACAUCUUCCUCGACCCUUUCAGCAAGAAGCUUCACAUCUGCAUGGAGUACAUGGAAGGAAAUCUGUAUCAACUAAUGAAGGCGCGGGAUCACAAGUGCCUUGACAAUGCCAGUGUCAAGAGCAUCCUCUUCCAGAUCAUGCAAGGCCUCGAACACAUCCACGCCCACAACUUCUUCCACCGCGAUAUUAAGCCCGAGAACAUCCUCGUCUCGACAUCAUCCCAUUCCGACUACAGCAACUCGUUCAGGCGGUACUCGGCAUUGGUCACUCCGCCCUCAACGCCACCCACAUACACCGUCAAGAUCGCCGACUUCGGCCUGGCGCGAGAGACGCAUUCGAAACUUCCAUACACGACCUAUGUAUCGACACGGUGGUAUCGUGCGCCAGAGGUACUCCUGAGGGCUGGCGAGUACUCUUCACCGGUCGACAUCUGGGCGGUCGGCGCCAUGGCUGUCGAGGUCGCCACGUUGAAGCCUCUGUUCCCCGGCGGAAAUGAGGUCGACCAGGUGUGGCGGGUCUGCGAGAUUAUGGGAAGCCCUGGAUUCUGGACCAGCAAGGCCGGCGAGCCAGUCGGUGGUGGAGAAUGGAGGGAAGGGACCCGCCUCGCUGGCAAACUCGGAUUCUCGUUCCCCAAGAUGGCGCCGCACUCGAUGGAUACGAUUCUGCCUGCUCCGCAAUGGCCUGCGUCGCUCGCUCGCUUCGUCACUUGGUGCCUCAUGUGGGACCCCAAGAACCGGCCGACAUCAACACAGGCGCUUGCGCACGAGUACUUCGCCGACGCUGUCGACCCACUGCGGCCGAAAUCAUCGGCCUCCAAGAUCCUGGGCCGAAAGCAAUCCGACGUUGGCCGGGGGAAGGAGUCUGCUACCCCCACACCGACCUCAUCAAAGCCAUCGUGGUUCAGAAAGUCCCUGAUUGGACGGUCGGAGAGCGUCGAGGUUAUCGCUGUUGCACCGCAGCCCGUCGCCGCCAAGGAAAACGUUGCUCCCCGUCCCGCGCCAGUUAUCCCGUCUGACGCUCCGGCACCGAAGCCGCGAGCGACCGCCGCGAAGCGGGCUACCUGGAACAACGGGCCAUCAAAUGGCGCGCCCAUGCCAAUUCUUCCCACUAUUCGCCCCAUCUCCCCGCUCUCCGACGCUGUUACUGUUCAAGGGAACAGCAGAACGCCGUCGCACCACGAUGUUUAUGCCCACGGUGGCUCCAGGGUUCCUCCGGUCGAGGAGAAGGGCUCGAAGAAGAUCGGGCGGCAACUGUCAGUGAACUCGAGUACGAAUCACUACACCGAGCUGCACAGGCAGCAAGCAGAGCGGGCGCUCAACGGCAAUUCGGGCCUCGCCUCGCCGACGAGCGUCAAGGAGAGCUUCUUUUCUCACCUACGCAAGCGGGCAAGGAGAUUUUCUGGGAGGCACCAGACACCCAUCUCACCGAGCUACGAUGACCUCGAGGCCCAAGCCGGUUGCGGGCCGUGGGGGAGUAACAGGUCCUCCAUGGUCAUUGACAGCCAGCCGCCUGUGCCGGUCCCAAAGGAUAUGUACGAUUCACUGGACAAGAAACUGCGUGACGCGCCGCAGGUGUCCGAGGUCCCGCCCGCGCCACCAGCUCACCAUGUGACGCCGAGCAGCCAGCUGAAGCGCCACCACUCGCUCCCGCAUCAUGAACCUCGCUCGAUCGACAACCUGAUGCUGGCUGCUCGUGGCUCGGGCCCCGCGUCAGGCCGGACACGGAGGGCACAGGCGGCCCAGGGCGUCAACCAAUACGAUGCCCCCGAUGAGGAGGACGAGCUGCUGGAUGAGGUCCUGAUCUCGACCCACCGCGCCAUGAAGCGCCUCGAGAAGGAGGAGCAGCCGCUGAGGCAAGCAGCCAGCAACAUGGGGCUGGCCAACCCGUACCCGACGCCGUCCCCGUCUGCGGGCGGCAACGUGAUGCUCUUUGGCGAUGGGAAGGAGGCUGUGACGCCGAAGCCGCUGAACUUGAACAAAAAGACGGAGGAGUACAAGUGGCCUACACCUCCAUACGACGAGGGCGACUGGGCCGCGUCGGCAUCGGCGAGCAUCUGGGCGGCAGGCAACCGCUUCUAAACACGCACUCGGCUCGGCGGCGGACUUGUCCUACCGCGAUCCUUCAUCCUUCUCUCUCGCUCGUCUUCUUUCUCACACACAAAAGUCUUGUUCCUGGCUCGGGCUCAUGGGACGGUGUUGGGGCCUGUUCUCGCUUUUUCUGGGUGGCAUCAUCAUACACUAUCGGUCGCAUCGCUCAUUGUUCGGUUAUCUUGAAUCGGUUCUUGGUUUCUUGGAGGUGUCUGUCGGAAAACACACGCGUUUCUACCCUUCUUCCCUUCUUUUUUUUGUUGCUCUUCGCUCCUCCACACAC
This is a messenger RNA of Thermothielavioides terrestris NRRL 8126, 2744 nucleotides long. RefSeq lists its product as uncharacterized. NCBI's taxonomy places the organism in Eukaryota, Fungi, Ascomycota, Sordariomycetes, Sordariales, Chaetomiaceae. Bases 89 to 2452 code for a protein of 787 amino acids. Gene Ontology annotation, cellular component: cytoplasm; nucleus. The transcript has 2 exons. The record is from RefSeq and is a predicted model, not a curated record. Gene Ontology annotation, molecular function: ATP binding; protein serine/threonine kinase activity. Gene Ontology annotation, biological process: intracellular signal transduction; protein phosphorylation.